Xiphophorus couchianus (Monterrey platyfish) is the source of this 7717-nucleotide messenger RNA. RefSeq names its product solute carrier family 6 member 17 (gene slc6a17). The record is from RefSeq and is a predicted model, not a curated record. NCBI's taxonomy places the organism in Eukaryota, Metazoa, Chordata, Actinopteri, Cyprinodontiformes, Poeciliidae. Bases 548 to 2734 code for a protein of 728 amino acids. Gene Ontology annotation, biological process: L-leucine transport; sodium ion transmembrane transport; alanine transport. The transcript is spliced from 12 exons. Gene Ontology annotation, cellular component: synaptic vesicle; plasma membrane.
GGAUGAGUCAAACCUGCGUCAGACUUCGUCGUGACUUUCCAUAGUAAUGUUUUUUUUUUUUUUAAAUCAUUAUUAUUAUCUCGCCCCACAACACGGCUGAAAACCACGUGGAAAUCAGAGGCGCGAGUGAGAGAAAGUCGUUUGAAGAGCAUCCGGAACAUCAUCCGACAGGAGAAGUGAGACAAACGGAGGCAAUAGGAGGUUAACCGCAGUUUUAAGCGAGGGAACUUGUGGCUGGCGCUGAGCUCCUGCGUCAGACUUUACGCACCGUGUGCUGUGCGCGGCUGGAGGCUCUCCGUUGAGUUUGCAUCUAGCAGCGCGUAGAAAUGCUGCAUGCAGAGACGGUGGCUGAAUGAACGCAGCACACAUUCACCCAGGAUUCAUGCAGCCACACCGACCAGAUUCGCAGACCGCAAAGAAGAUUUAGGAAAAGCACAACUUUCUCAUCUCGACACAGUCCAACUUGGCCGCUCUCCUGCCGGACGUUCUCCUCUUCGUUCCCCGUCGUCAGCCUCCCCUCUGAAGGAGCUCCGUUGUUCCAGCAGCCAUGCCAAAAAACACCAAGGUGACUCAGCGGGAGCACAGCAAUGAGCCGGUCACAGAGUCCGUGGCUGACCUUCUGUCCCUGGAGCACCCCAUGGACUAUAAGAGCAGUCAGAUGAGUAUGGGUCUGAGUCCCGGAUCCACCGCCCCAGGAAGGUCUCUGCUCCCCGAGCAGGAUGCCGAGGACGGCCGGCCGGCGUGGAACAACAAGCUGGAGUACAUCCUCGCUCAGGUCGGCUUCUCGGUUGGUCUGGGAAACGUUUGGAGGUUUCCCUAUCUGUGCCAGAAGAACGGUGGAGGUGCAUACCUAGUGCCCUACUUCAUCCUCCUCAUCCUCAUCGGCAUCCCCUUGUUUUUCCUGGAGUUAGCAGUCGGUCAGCGGAUCAGGCGUGGCAGCAUCGGGGUGUGGAACUAUGUUUACCCUCAGCUGGGGGGCAUCGGCGUUUCCAGCCUCAUGGUCUGCGGCUUUGUUGGCCUCUAUUAUAACGUCAUUAUCGGCUGGAGCAUCUUCUAUUUCUUCCAGUCGUUUCAAUAUCCGCUGCCAUGGGCCGAAUGCCCCAUCAGGAAAAACGGAACCCAAGCCAUUGUGGAGCCAGAAUGUGAGAAGAGCUCAGCCACCACCUACUUCUGGUACCGCCAGACUCUGAACAUCACCAGCACCAUCGAUGAAACCGGUGGCCUGAACUGGAAGAUGACCCUGUCCCUGCUGGUGGCUUGGAUCUUGGUCUGCCUGGCCGUCAUCAAGGGCAUCCAGUCCUCUGGGAAGGUGAUGUACUUCAGCUCUCUCUUCCCGUACGUGGUGCUCUUCUGCUUCCUGGUGCGAGGCUUGAUGCUGAAGGGCUCGGUGGACGGCAUCGCUCACAUGUUCACUCCCAAGUUGGAGAAGAUGUUGGAGCCGCAGGUGUGGAGGGAAGCAGCGACGCAGGUCUUCUUCGCCCUCGGCCUGGGCUUCGGAGGCGUCAUCGCGUUCUCCAGCUACAACAAGAGGGACAACAACUGCCACUUCGACGCAGCUCUGGUUUCCAUCAUCAACUUCGUCACGUCCAUCUUGGCCACUUUGGUGGUGUUUGCUGUGCUGGGCUUCAAAGCCAACGUCAUGAAUGAGAAGUGUGUUGUCGAUAACGCAGAGAAGAUUCUGGGUUACCUGAACACAGGUGUGCUGAGUAGGGAGCUUAUUCCUCCUCACAUCAACUUUUCCCACCUGACAGCUCAGGAUUACUCAGAGAUGUAUGGAGUCAUCAAGACGGUGAAGGAGGACAGCUUUGGCCAGCUGGGUCUGGACCCCUGCCUCCUGGAGGACGAACUUAAUAAGGCGGUUCAGGGGACUGGCCUGGCCUUCAUCGCCUUCACCGAGGCCAUGACACAUUUCCCCGCCAGCCCCUUCUGGUCUGUCAUGUUCUUCUUCAUGCUGAUCAACCUGGGUCUGGGAAGCAUGAUCGGAACCAUGACCGGCAUCACCACGCCCAUACUGGACGCCUUCAAGAUCCGAAAGGAGAUCCUGUGCGUGGUUUGCUGCAUAAUAGCCUUCCUGCUGGGCUUGCUGUUUGUGCAACGUUCAGGGAACUACUUUGUCACCAUGUUUGAUGACUACUCUGCUGGUUUGCCCCUCACUGUGGUCGUGAUCCUGGAGAACAUCUCUGUAGCUUGGAUAUAUGGCACUAAGAGAUUCAUGCAGGAUCUGGAGGAUAUGCUUGGUUUCAGACCAUACGCCUUCUACUACUACAUGUGGAGAUACGUGUCCCCGGCCAUCCUGGUGGUGCUCAUUGUUGCAACCGUCAUAGAGAUGUCUGUCAGUCCUGCAGGAUACAACGCAUGGGUGGAGGAAGAGGGCUCAGAGCGUUUCCAUAGCUACCCUCCAUGGGCUUUAGCCAUGGCCUACGCCCUCAUCGUGGUCGCCAUGCUGCCUCUGCCCAUCGUCUUCAUCGCCCGCCACUUCAACUUGGUCUCCGACGGCUCCAACAAGCUGUCGGUCUCCUACCGUAAAGGCAUGAUGAAGGAUAUCUCCAACCUGGAGGAGCAGGACGAGCAGCGCUUCAUCCUCGGCAAGAACCCCAGUGAGGUUCCCUCCCCCAUGCCAGCCCACCGCGCUUAUCUUGGGCCCGGUGGCACCCAAGAGAUGACCAACACCAACUACGGCACCAGCACCAAGACUGGAUACCAGAACAUUGGCUCGCCCGAGUCUGAGCUAUGAUCUAAUGAGCUCCAACGUCCUCCUGCUUACAAACGAAGCCCUCUCAGCUAGAGGAGAGGGAGAUAGAGAAGGUGGAAAAAAUUCAAUUGCAGCAUUCCUCACACCUUAACCUCCAGAGAAAAAAAAAUAGAGAAGCACACAGAAAACAGCUUGUGAUAUGACAGUCAGAAAAUCAAGCCUGAUCUUUUGCUCAGUGAACACGCCAUGACAACACUUUUAAGUGUGGAAGUUGUUACUGUGGGAAGAGGAUUAGCAUAACCCCACCCCUGACAAUUUUUGAAAAAUUUUGGCAAAGUGGGUCGAGCCAAGAGACACAGAGAGGCGGGCCGAGUGUGGCGAUGAGCAGAGGGGGUUAGCGGAGUUGUGGUCAGGACAAAAGAAGCACUGUUGUUAACUUAUAAACUAUAUUUAGUGACUUUCCAGACACCUAUAGCAACUUUUUAUCAAAAGACCAUCCUGCAGUACACCAUCACCAGUAGUCAGAGCAGAGGAGACCCACUCCACUCUGUGUCUUCAUUGCAAACAAGUCACACAAUCGCAAAUCUGAGUAACUGUAUCGAUCGAAGCUCGCCGCACUAUUCCAACUCCUAACUCACCACCAGGUGGGGCUGUGUGUCUGAGUGAGAUGGUUUUAUACCCAAACGGAGGGUUGUGUGAUGAAAAGCCAUACCGCUGUAAACAAAGAGGAUUAUUCAACUGCUUAAGCGCUGUUCGACCAAAAAGGACCAGCAGUGAGGUGGUUUUAGGCAAAAUAAUGCGGAACUGAAAAAAUAUGCACAAAACUGUCAAAGUUUAUCAGCAAUAAAAAUGACUUGGGGGGUGUGUUACAAUUUAAGCAUCCUCUCUUUAAAAAUAAAGAGAGGAGAAACACAAAUUUAAGCUGAAUUUAAAAAUAAUUGUACAACUUUCUAUGUAGAAGACCAGGAAAGCUUUACAGAGUACUGCAAUGUUUCUCUGUUUCAAUCUUUUGAUACCUUACAGUCAGGAAAUGCCACACGUGGAAAUACUGACAGCCUGGAAAUUUAAGAGUCAAGAGUUUAAAUUCCCUAGAGGAAGACUGUUUUUCGUAUGCUACCACCACUACUUGCUAAUAUCCUGUGCUUGAACAGAAAUGGGAAUUGGCUAAAAUCUGAGCAGAAAUAAGCUGCAAAAUUCAGAUGGGUGCAUCUCUAUAUAAACUCUCUCUGAGGUUAAGCAGUGGGCAAUGCUACAAUGCUUUGACUGGUACAGAACUUGAAAUGCUUUCAGGAAUCAGUUUGUGCUUUUGCUGAUUCACUGAAGAGGAUUGUUGCUAUGGGAAUAGGAUUGAAGGAGACUUAGAAAAAAAAUCAUCCUUCAUCUGAUAAGUAUCAGGAAAAUGUUCAUGUGGAAACAAAAGUGGUCAAACAUUCAUCCGUCACAAUAUCUAGUGCGAGAUUCUGGUAGUGUUACAAGCACAUUAUAGUUUGGAGUUUUUCGUGACUAUCACGCAUCAGCAAUAAUAACAGUGCUCAUUGAAUCACAAAUCUCCUUCUAUCUCUAUUUCCCCUUCUAAUGUACAUUCGAACACUGUAUAUAUAUGUUGUGCAAUAGUUGGAGACCCCCCAUGCAUACACACUGCAAUAGAGAAGAAAGAGGGGUUACCUUAGCCCCUCGUCAUUUCUACAAGCACAGAAUCACGGACACCUGCCAUGUUUAGAGCAUCUCUGAGCCUUAACACUUGUCUUUUCAACAGUGUUCCUCCUCAUUGAGCAUGGCGUGACUUUUAACGAAUGGUUUAGGAUUGCGGAUGAGCCUCUGCUUUAAGGAAGCAGACAGGGACAGGAGCUCAGUGUUCACGUAGAUUAGAUUUGUAUGUCUGUGUGCUGUCUGCCGCUGAAUUAGAGCUCCUGGCAUACCUGCCUGUUUAAAAAUAGAGCAGCGUUACUCAGGGGAAGCCGUGGCAACAUGCACCAUAGAAACCGAUUCUGAUCUGAUGUGGAGGAGGAGCGGUGGCGCGGACACUUUGCUUUGUCUGCUCCACCUGCACAUCUACCCGUGCCCUACAUACAGUCCUCACCAGUGUUGUUACAACGCACUGACUACAUGUGGUUCACUGCCAUGCUUCUGUGGACCAGUCACACUUCAUUUCUGAGAGGAUGAGAUUUGGGCUGAAGUCUUGUACAUUCCUCUUAUUGUGGCGACAUAAUUUAAUCAGCACUAGAAGCUACACUUUUUGUGCUAUCCAAAGUGUGAAAAUAAAGCCUUUUUUAUUUUUGAUGUAGAAUCUUGAAAGACAGUGGAAAUGUAAUGUGAUAUUAAUGUUUUAGAUAAGUGGUAGUACCUGGAUUUGGCCACUGGAUGUCACUGCUGGCCAGCAGAGGAACCAGUGGUGUUAUUUUGUCUGUGGCCCCUCCCUGUGAAAGCGCCGGUACCUGAGGCUGCCUCCAGAAAGGGAGUGAAGCAGAAUCAGAGACAUUUGUUUGGUGUCUGAGCAGCAUCUGUGUCGUCUGCCUUAUGCUUUUUCUCGUUUGAUCUCUGCUGUUUUCUUUGUUUGCAACAAUGUUUUGUCUCGUUCACAUGAGCACUUUAAUUAGAUUCAGACCCUGGAGUUGUUUGUUAAGCACAAAUUUGAGAAUAUACUUAUGUAUGUAUUUAUUUAUUUAUUUUGGGAUUAUAUUAAUCAAAAACAAAAAAAAGCGCAGAAUGAAUGUCAAGAACAAGCACAGGAAAUAAGUGGUGAAAAUCUUUGAAUUUUAUUGAUUUUUAGUAAAACAUGUUUUUGCAAGAAAAUCGUCUAGAGUUAAUAGAUGUUAUACACUCGUGUAAUAACUAUGAUUCCUUUACCAUUCUGUCACAAUAAGCUCUAAUUUAUGUUGUAUUUAAGCCAAAAUAUGGAGUUUUUGCAGCAUAAUUGUAAUAUCUGCAACAUUUCCAUUGAUUCCAAGCCACUUAUCCUGUUACAACACAAUGAAAUGCUAAAGUUUCUCAAAGGACUCCCCUUAAACUUUCUUUAUCUUUAUCUGUCAGGGUAAAUAACAAUAACCUUUUAUGACAUGUGAAUGGAGCUAUUAAAUAUGCUUGUGGUUCUUUUUCUGACAAUUUCAGGCAACUUACAAGGCACACUUUUCCUAAAUGGCACCUGAAACCAAGGCACACAUCUGAAAGUGCAGCUUCAGCUUGAGGUCAAAGCACAUUUUAGGAUAGCACAGAACCGUGGGCCUGCAGGAGUUAUUAUGUCACAAUGAGUGAAAUUUUAAGUUGUAUCUCUGAUCCUGCAGUCAGAGGGUGUUGGUUGGUGAACGGACAUUUUGAUUGUCUACUUUAAAUCCAGCAUCCUGCAAAAACACUGAGAGCACAGCUUCACAAUAAAACGCACUGCCAUCAAUAAAAGCAACAAAACUGCCCUCUAAUGUCUAAUAUUGGUCAGAGCACCGUCCCAGCUACCCGCCACUGAUGCUGGUAUUAUAACCAGUGAUCUAUGUAGAUUUUGCUUUAAACAUUUACAAAGAUGUCUAAGGCAGAAAAAGCUGUUAUCUGUUGUUGAUAAUGAAUAGGAUUGAAAGCAAAGACUCCAGGGUCUCCUCGUCUUGUCCACAUGUCUGCUGCAACUUCUGGAGUUCAUCUCAGCUGAGUCACCAACAUGAAGCUGACAAAGACAUAGUACCAAUAAAUCUAUUUAAAUGUGCAAAUAGUCUUCAUGUGACCAAAUAUAGUUAUAUUUAUAGUAUUUAAGAUGAUGUAUUUAACCUGUACAUAUUGAUGUACAUUCUGAUAAAGUCACACUGAGUAUCUAUGGUGAGAGUGACAGGGUGUAUACUUGAGCUGUAAAUACUUGUAUAUUCUCAGAUAUUUUUUGGAUUUUUUUUGUACUGUCGGUACUGUUACAUUGGUGUCUGUUGGUUUCAGGUGUUUAUGUGUGUGGUUGUUGUUGAUAAUAAAAACCGAGCGCGUGUGUGUUUAUGUGCGAGAGUGAGCAACAGGGAGCGUCAGAGUGUGUGUGAAGUGAAAAUAUGUGUUGGUUUUUGGUGUUUUUCGCUCUGUGUUUUUCUCCUCCUUCAGUGUUGUGUGCUGCUUAUCUAAAACCAGUACAUGAAAUCUAAUGUCAUUGCGGUGGAGCGGGACCACUGACGUUUAAGCAAUCUCUUCUCUGUGUUUUUCACUCGAACUGUGAUGAAGUCCAGCGCAAAACUGGGAAUGUAAUCAGGAAGACAUGUAUGACUGUAACAAUAAGACAGGAACUUUAACUAAUUUGGUGGAUAGAGUGACUAUAGUGUAAAAACACUGUGGAGUGAAGAGGAAAUUAAAAUAACCACUUUUAUUGAACAGUGCGUUUUGUGUGUCUGUUUUAUUCCAAUGUUUAAAUGUAUUUUUUUUAUUUAAACUGUAAUGUUUCAAAUACAAAGAGAACAAAAUAAAACGAGGAUUUCAAUGUUCCCAUCUUGUGUGGGUGUUAGAUAAGCUAAUUAAUAUCAACAAUAGGCUUGGAAAAGCUUUUCUCUUUCAUCUGACAUUAAAUCAGACUGAAGUUUCCUGUUUAAGUCACUUCAGAUUAGAAGUUUAUGAAAAUGAUCUUUUCCUGAGAAUAAUUGGCUCAAAAUUUCCUUUGGAGAAAAUCCUCGAGCUUGAUGAUGCACUGGAAAAAAUGGAUUUUGAUUCUUAAUCCACAGCUUUUCUAAAAUAAAAAAAUUAUUUAAAAAAACUAAAAAAAAAACUUUUAAGUGUAAUUUUAUUGCACUUUACUUUAGCAAUAUUUUUGUAAUGUACCACUGCCUUUACUUGAGUAAAAUUUCUGUCUUCUCUACCAACAAUGACUAACUCCUUUGAAUGAAGAAGAAGCACGCUGUCACCAAAAGUGCACCAGAUGCAGACAAGCCUACAGUUUAUGUCAAAGUGAGACUUCUUUUUUGUGCACAAGCUUUGUCUAAUUAAAGGCUGUAAAUACAACAGAGCUGUUAUGCUAAUGCUGUAGAUAUAAAGUCAUUAAUCUGAGAUAUCGUCACAAAAAUACAAUACAAAACUGCA